AUGUAUUUUAAACGAUUGUGCUUAUAUAUAUCUUUGGGGCUUUGUGCCCUUGCCUUAACGGUUGUGGGGAGCAGUCUUGAUAAUAGUGAUGGGACUCAAGAACAACUAGAAUCCGCGAAUAUCAUCCAUGACUUUACCCUUACAUCCUGCCUAUAUAAUGAGGUGUUAGGUUCGACCUUCCAACCGACUGCCCAAGAAAUGGGGCAGAAGCUAACCCGAGCCAUUCGUGUGCGUAUCCAUGGCGGCAACUACUUUGUAUCAUUUAAUGCCGAAUGCGAAAAUGCCGAUGCACCAGCCCAGUCCAGUGACCAACUCAGUCAAAUCAACCAGCCAGUCAAUCAUAAGAGCUCUGCCUUGGCUCUGGAGAUCUUUCGGCCGGAGUACUGGCAAUGCUCCUAUAAUCUCCAGCGGCUACUGAAGAUUACCAAAAUCGAAGUCUGUAUCCUAAGGAUUCGGUCCCCACGUCUAUCUGUUUACAACCUAGAAGUCUUCUGGGCGGCCAUAAAGCAUCUUUUGGUCUGUACAACUGCCUAUGUCAUCUGGGUCGAUCCGCUUGUCCAACCGAAAGAGGUUGUGGGCCUAGAAUUACUCGAACUAUCUCCAGCACAACAACUGUGCCUGCGUCUGAAAGCGUGGAUUAAUAUACAUCUUACGGGGUGCUCUGACUUUCUGUACGACAUUGUCCUAAGAAUCAACGGAUUCGUGCCUUUUCUAACGCUGUCACUGAUUAAGCCAAAAAUGAGCCAGAUGAUUGACAUAGAGCAGCUAAAUCUGUUUCAUGGAUAUACCAUAGAAUUAGUGGGUUGGACCAUUAUCAAUGGCCAAAUACCCAGGCUAUCACAUAGACGUUACUGCCGCAAAUUAACGCUAAUCAAUUGCAAUUGGGAAAGCAGCCCGAUCCGGCCACCAACUAGCCAAUUCGAGCGCAGUAUAUUCCAGACUCUUAUUAAGCACAUUAACAUAGAUCUCGAAAUAGAUCUUGUGCCGCUAAUCGCACUCUGUGCUCAAUUGAGCGGGUCAACUCCCCAAAUUUGCAUUAAUCAGUUGAUUAUAUGGGGCGUGCCGUCCGAGCUUGACAAACUGCGUACCAUGAUUCCUCAUGUUAAGACCAUUAUGACUCGAUUGCUAGUUAAUUCGCUUCAACUUAUUUGCGGCCCUGCUACAGCCCCAACCCAAUCUCGACCAAGUCCCCAGAUGUUUACGGAUCCUUUGCCAGUCACUGAAGAAGAUAAUGUUGAGAAGCUAAAGCAGAUUCUUCUAAUACUACGCUUUAUUAUACCAUUGGAUAUAUAUAAUGUGAGCAUGCGGACUAGGAACAACCGGCUUUGGGACCACGAUAAGCUCUGGAUAAGGCUACUCAUUGGAUCCGGAUUGGUUUUCAAUUCCAUUAUGUUUGCUAAGGACAUAGACCUUAUGUGGAGGAGAAUAAGCAGCCCUUAUGAUUAUAAUUGGGAGGUGCAAAUUACGAGCUCAAGCGAGCUGCGCGCCCUAAAGACUCUUUUGUUAGAUCUACAUAACCUUCAUGCAAGCCACGCGAACCCUUUGCCCUGCAUUCGACAUAUCAAUAUUUUCCUAUCUAAUGUCUCUUGUUCCGAGGUUAUAAAUGGCUUACAGCCCCUUAGGUUGCUACACAAUGCCAUAGACAUUGAUAUGCUCAUGCUCAAUAGAAUUUCAGACAAAAACGUCGGGCCAUCUCCAAGCACACUCGCCAUAGAUGUUCCUGUGCAACAGGUUAAUUUCCUGGAUUGUUCAUGUGCCGUAAUUAACCAACUCUUUGACCACAUCCGCUUGUUGCAUACUUAUUCCCGAUUCAGCAUUGGGUCGACUAACAAAGAUUCCUCCUAUAUGAACUUGGUGGAAAGGUAUAUAAACAAGUGGGCCGCAUUUAGCACCAACUUGUUUCGCCCUGCCCGGCCGCCUCUUUGUCUACAAUUCGCUGAUUAUGUGCUACGAACUACUUAUUUCCGCACACAACCAUUCUGUCAACCCGAUGACAACGCUCUUCCCAUCUACCUGGCUGCUAACCAGCCCCUGCCGCUUGUUAUUCACUAUUCCUUUGCGGAUUUACGCCUGCUGCUCACCCAGCUGGAAACUCCCUGCUCUUCGCAAACCCCACAAUAUAUAUCACGACAAAACGAUUAUCGGCGGCUAACUAGCCUAAUAUUGAUCAAGAAACUAACUAUUCAGCUUCAUCCAGCAGACUAUCUCACCCUCGCUAAAGACGGUCCGCGCCCCAGCGGCCUACACACAACCGCCCGGUUUGUUCAGAAACUGUCUGCCGUCAGGUGUUUGCUACUAGUCGAUCCUACCAAUGUUCGUCCUUAUUCAGCCUUAUCAACCGCACAAGAUUCCAUUAUUCCACCUGAUCCAAAAGAGUGUUGCUCCGAGCCGGGAAAUGUUGGCCGGAUCUUAAAAUGGGUCGACUAUCGCAUCUGCGUCUAUGCCAUAUUUUCGCUUGAAAUUAAAGUAUCCGUACUACACCUUGACCCAGUAAUAGCGCACCAACCUGAGCGCAGAAAAUAUAGAACUAUAGUGGGGAGAAAUGAUAUCAUCAAAGCCAUUAUGAUUGCUUCUUAUAACCCAAAAUAUAUCUAUACUGUUAAUCCGCCCAUUUCCUUCUACUUUGCCAAUACUUCCAUAUGGGAAAAUGAUGACGUUGACCCAAAUAUAACAGUGGCUCCCCCGGCCUGUUUAACUCAUCGCGAGAUUUAUUGGCACCCCGGAUCUGAUAACGUCCAGGUAAAUGCUACAGCCCAGGACGUAUAUAAAACAACAGCGACCCGGUUUGGCUCUGCCAGGUGUAAUACUAAUAUAUCCUUAGGCGCGCCGGAACAAGAAUUAGAUUCAUGUUGGCUGCUAUUCAAUGGAUGCGUAGUUGUUUGUGGCCACUGCGCAUCUCCCCCUUGUAUCCCGAACUCCACCGCAGAAAGCACCGCCGAAAGCUCUCCUUCCGCGGUUGAUAAUUCGGACUUUUCACUUUCUAACGGGAAUCUCUGCCCUGUCUUUAUGGAACUCAACUCCUACCCCCUCAUCUACGCCCUGGAAACCGUCCCCUUCACCAAACUAAUCCUACAACUAUACAGAAGUCUAACCCCAGUUGAUCAACGAAGUAUUCUACCACACUGCCACUCGAUUCAUCCCACUAACCCAACUUGA
This is a messenger RNA of Nematocida homosporus, 3156 nucleotides long. RefSeq lists its product as uncharacterized. The coding region runs from base 1 to 3156 and encodes 1051 amino acids. Lineage: Eukaryota; Fungi; Microsporidia. The transcript has a single exon. The record is from RefSeq and is a predicted model, not a curated record.